GUGCAAUAAUAGGCUUUUUUUUUUUAGGUGUAAAGACAUCCUAGACUUGUGUGUUAUGUCCUCUGUGUUUCCCUUCUGGCUUUCUGCCACUCUACUCUUCUCUACCUUCUACCUUAGCUUUCUAUAAACAUUUUUAACAAGCACCUUACUUCUUUACUUCUUUGUUCCCUCCAUUUCCCUGUUUGAUUGGAUUCUUUUAGCAUUUUCCCCAAAAAACAAAAAAAAGUACACAUUUUUCUUUUAUAUUAAUGAAAUGAAAGCAUUUUAAGAUACCCCUCUUGGAGUUUCUUCUAGUUUGGCUUAAAACACUUUUCUUGCAUGGUAGACAAAGUUUGUUACUUUCAAGAUUUUGUCUACUCAAACUAAUUUUCAAGUUUUUUUUUUUUGGGUUUGAAAGAGUGAUAUGGGGGUCUUCAAGAAUUUGUUUGUGUGACAAAGUUGUUUUCUUUGAACACUUUGUGAACUCAUUUUCAAGAUUUUAGUUUGUCUAUGUGAUAAAGUUGUGAUCUUUGUUCACUUUGUGUAUUCUUUUUAAAGAUAUUUUAGCUUCAAAGAGUGAUGGGGGUCUUCAAGAAUUUGUUGGUGUGACAGUUGUUUUCUUUGAACACUUUGUGAACUCAUUUUCAAGAUUUUAGUUUGUCUAUGUGAUAAAGUUUUGAUCUUUGUUCACUUUGUGUACUCAUUUUCAAGAAAAUUUUAGCUUCAAAGAGUGAUGAGGGUCUUCAAGAAUUUGUUUGUGUGAAAAAGUUGUUUUCUUUUAACACUUUUGUGAACUCAUUGUGUGAUAAAAAGUUGUUAUCUUUGAUCACUUUGUGUACUCAUUUUCAAGAAAAUUUAGCUUCAAAAGAAUGAUGGGGUUCUUCAAGAAUUCUAACUAGUUUGUUUAUGUGACAAAGUUUUAAACUUUCUAGAUUUUGUCAAACUAAGAAUAGUGAUGAGGGGUUUCAAGAAUUCAUCAAGAUUUUGUGUGUUAGUUACCAUUUUUAUCCUCCAUUUUGGUGUUUGGUGCAAUGGUGAUACUGAAAACAUGACUGCUCAAAUGGAGAAAAAUGAGAUAAAUUCACUUUACUCAACCAUUCAAGGCUUUGUUGGUAAAUGGUGGAAUGGUUCAGAUCUUUAUCCAGAUCCUUGUGGUUGGACUCCCAUACAGGGUGUAUCUUGUGACCUGUUUGAUGGUUUCUGGUAUGUUACUGACUUAAACAUUGGACCUAUACAUGAUAAUUCUCUAAGUUGUGCACCAAAUGUGGAAUUCAGCUCCAAUCUAUUCACAUUAAAGCACCUUAGAUCUCUCUCAUUUUUCAGUUGUUUCGUGUCGCCUCGUCAUCAUCCAACUUCAAUCCCAACAGAGAGGUGGGAGUUUCUUGCUAGUAGUUUGGAGUCGCUCGAGUUUCGAUCAAAUCCCGGUCUCAUUGGCCAAAUCCCAAAUACAUUUGGUAGACUCAUAAAGCUCCAAUCUUUAGUACUAGUAGAAAAUGGACUCUCUGGUGAAAUACCACAAAAUCUUGGAGAUUUAGUGAACUUGAAAAGACUAGUUCUUGCUGGAAACGAACUCACCGGCAAAAUACCGGAUACUUUUGGAAGGUUCAAUCAACUUUUGAUAUGUGAUUUAAGCAGAAACAAACUCUCUGGUGUCUUGCCUAAACCAUUAUUUGGAGGUUUGAUCUCACUUUUGAAACUUGAUUUGAGUUACAACAACUUACAAGGCGAAAUCCCACAAGAGAUCUCACAAUUGAAGAAUUUAACACUUUUAGACCUUAGUAACAACAAGUUAUCAAGUGGAUUACCUAAGUCAAUUCAAGAAAUGACAUGUUUGGAGGAGUUAGUCUUGUCAAACAAUCCAAUGGGUGGAUUCUUGGAUGUUCUUGAUUGGUAUAACAUGAUAAAGUUAACAACUUUGGAUUUGUCAAACAUGAAUUUGACAGGUGAGAUACCUGAGUCUAUAUUAAAGUUAAAAAAGUUAAGAUUUUUGGGACUUAAUGACAAUAAACUCAAUGGUAAAAUCCCAAAGAAUCUUGAAGAUUUGCCUAAUGUAAGUGCUAUUUACCUAUAUGGUAACAAUCUAACAGGUGAACUUCAAUUCUCUCAAUGGUUUUAUAGGAAAAUGGGAAGGAGAUUUGGGGCAUGGGGGAAUCAAAAUUUAUGUUACUCUUAUGGUUUGGUGUCAACAACCGAUGUUCCGUUUGGGGUAAAACAAUGUGAACAAGAACUCAAGUAUGUUAUUGAUGUUGAGAUGAACUCAAGUUUUGUGGAUUUUCAAUCUUCAAUGGGAUAUUUGAAUGAUUGUUGGAUUUUGAGAUGUUUUGUAGUUGAACUAUUUAUGGUUAUUCUACUAUUGUUGAAAUGAAAGGAAUUUGCCAAUAGUGAGUUACCUUUUUUCUUGACAUUUUGUUGUUUUACUUGAAAUGUACCACACAUUUUAUUUUAUUGUCUUUUAACAUAUGAAUGAAUGAAUGAAUGUACAUAUUUUACCCUUGUUGGA
This is a messenger RNA of Solanum pennellii, 2479 nucleotides long. RefSeq names its product piriformospora indica-insensitive protein 2. Bases 935 to 2344 code for a protein of 469 amino acids. Gene Ontology annotation, molecular function: protein binding. NCBI's taxonomy places the organism in Eukaryota, Viridiplantae, Streptophyta, Magnoliopsida, Solanales, Solanaceae. The record is from RefSeq and is a predicted model, not a curated record. The transcript is spliced from 2 exons.